Molecule: messenger RNA, 1414 nt
Organism: Mytilus californianus (California mussel)
Lineage: Eukaryota; Metazoa; Mollusca; Bivalvia; Mytilida; Mytilidae
Exons: 5
Coding region: 102-1127 (341 amino acids)
Biological process (GO): carbohydrate metabolic process
Source: RefSeq, a predicted model, not a curated record
AUAGUCGGUUUCUCCGGUUUUGAUUUUUGUUUAAAUACACGGAUUAAAAAUAGCAUUUCUUCACCAACUGAUAACAGACAAAGAAGAAAAGUGAAUUUACUAUGAGUUUAGAAAAAUUUCUGCAAUCCAGUGACCAAGCCACAAAGUAUCUUGCUAGCCAGGUUGGUCCAGAUGGUGUUUUAUUUGACCAAAAUGUAAGUGGUGACCUGUGUUCUCAAUACAAACUUGUCACACUUCUGCUCAUUAGUGGACAUAAUGUAGAAGGUCAAAGGUUAAUGGAGAGGAUAAAGAAAGAUUUUCUUCAGAAUGAUGGUGAUUUUGUAUCAUUUCCUGAAAAGUCGGGGAGAGAAAGAAAGAGUUCAUCUUUUCCAAUGACACACUUCUGGGUUUACAUGAAUAACUGGAUAGCAAUGGGAGCACAAAGAUCUGGAAGAUUUGAUAUUUCAGUACCAGCAUAUAAUUUUUCCAAAACUUUCUAUAACACAGAAAAGAAAGCAGUCUGUGUAACAGAAAAGUUUUCAGAGAUUACAGAGGAAUCUACUAUGGACUGUCUGUCUACAGCACAUUUUGGUCUACUUUCACUUUAUAUGGGAGAUAUAAAUACUGCUAAAGAUUGUGGGGAAACGUUACUUAAUUUCAUUAAAGCACAGCCUGACAUUGAAAAAGAAUUAUUGCUACGCAUGUCUGCUAAGACUGGUUCCUUGCUUACAGUUGUUCCUGACAAUAUGGAGCCUUUUUAUAAAAUCAAAAAGGAAAGUCCAAAUCAACUUUAUUUCUUUCUUGGUUACCAUGGUAUUUUUAUGACCAAGUUGUACCAAGCAACACAGGAUACACGAUUUCUUGACAGUGCUGUUCAAAUCUUAGACUUUGCUCUGACUUGUCACGAAAGCAUAUUUUCGUUUAGUUUUAGUCAUAAAGUAGCCUAUGCCGCUGCACUGGUUGCGACAGAAACAAAAAAUGAGAAAUAUAAAGAAAUGGCAAUCAGAAUUUGUGAAUUUUUACUGUCAAUUCAAAUGGAAAAUGGUUUGUUUGGUAAAGACUUUGAACCAAUUGACAAAUAUGACCAGUCUGCUGAAAUAGCUAUAUGGCUACGAGGAGUUGCCAGUGAACUAAAUAAAUUGAAAUAACUUGUAAUUUUGCUAUCAGUUUUUUUUAUUUGCUCCUUGAUUAGAGUCUUUGCUUUAUUACUAUGUUCUUUACAUGCCAAGUUUUGUGACCACUGGAAAUGUAGGUUCAGUGUAUGCUGACUUUAGGAAAAAAUGAUAUAUUUUAUAUUUAAUAAUAGACUUUAUCAUGUUUAUAUUUAACAGAUUAAACAAUUUUUAAAUAAAAGAAGUCAACAUGGCAAACGACAUCAGUGGACUCCUUAAACAUGUUAAAUGAGUUAUUGCCAUUAAAUGACAACUUUGCCAUU